Messenger RNA from Fusarium musae, 903 nucleotides. RefSeq lists its product as uncharacterized. The record is from RefSeq and is a predicted model, not a curated record. Lineage: Eukaryota; Fungi; Ascomycota; Sordariomycetes; Hypocreales; Nectriaceae. Bases 1 to 903 code for a protein of 300 amino acids. The transcript has a single exon.
AUGAGUGCUGACCCGGAUUACAACGUGGAUACAGAGGAAGAUAUCUCCUUUGGCAUCUCACUUGUUCCAAAAGGAGAAGAAGGGAAUGAAUUCCAUACGCAAAACGAUCCGCUAGAUCCCUACCAGCGCGAGAACAUCAUUGAGCGCAAAGGCGCCGUGGACAUUCGAUGCUCCAGUGUCGACAUUGUUCACGGCCUAUUUGAUCCCGAUGGCGAUGAUCUGUGCACUCUGAUUGUUCUCGACUUUCGAUUUGACCCAAGAAAACGAGCGCGGCGCAUCGCACAUGUCGAUAUUGAGCUGAGGUUUUCCGCCAGUGAGAAAGGCGUAGCCGAUCCUCAGGUUUUUACCAUCGCGCCAAACGGCAACUUGAGAUUUUCUCAGACGACGCAGACAGAGACAAAAACUACUGGAGGCGAUGUGACCAUCGGAGCAGGCGCCGCUGGAGUGCAGGUAGGCAGCGGGCUGAAGUAUGAGCGUGAAAUUGCAAGAGAGAUGAGCUACGCUGGGUCCGCCACAGGCUCCAUCGAUUUACGCGGAAGAAACUAUGGCAAGCCAAACUGCGCGUCUUGGACCCUGUUGGAGAACCCUGAGACAAAGACUGGUGUGCCUGUCUUCAUGCGAACCGCCAUCCUGCUGAAGAGAAGAGACGAGGGACGUUUCCAGUGCGUGGUGACAGUCAACGCCAAAGCCGACUGGAGAACUUCUAUGGAAUGGCUCGUCGGCACCACCAAACAUGAUGAUCCGGUACUACUUGACCCGACGCUGGCUCCGACGAGUGAUAGGUACAAGGACAUGGAGAUGAAGCUUGGGGAACUAGAUCUAAACACUAUCUGCGAUAUCACCUCGGCCAACAUCAUCGAGAACUCUGUUAAGCAAAUUAAGAUAGGUAGUCAUAGCUCCUGA